Messenger RNA from Thlaspi arvense, 798 nucleotides. NCBI's taxonomy places the organism in Eukaryota, Viridiplantae, Streptophyta, Magnoliopsida, Brassicales, Brassicaceae. The record is from the annotation of a GenBank genome assembly.
AUGGAAGCACCGGAGAUGCUAGCUAUGCGAAUAACUCAGUAUAUCAGGUCGGUCUGUUCGUCUCUCUCCAUACGCGAACACAAUUUGGGGAUCAAAACGAGCAUCCCUAAGAAAGCAAUCCAGAAUUGCUUCCAAUUGCUUUACUUCACCAUUCAUGCGGCGACGAUCGAGAAUUUCCUUCGCAAGGACGCGCCGGAUCAGAUCCGAUGGCGAUCUUCCCCAUUGUCUAUCAGAGAACCCAUACACUCGAAUCAAAGGAAAGAACAGCGAUCUUCCCCGUUCUCUGUCUUAGAACCCACACGCUCGAAUCAAAGGAAAUCCCUCUCUUGCGCUCUAGAUUACCUACUCGAUUGUGGAGAAAAACUCAAAGCAAUUUUUAUUUCUCAUUUUUUUGGGUGUGUUCAAAUGGGGGGCUUGGUUGACGGGCGGCGGGAUGUUCAAUCCUUGAGGGUCAUCGCCUGUACCGGCGUUGAUGCAUCUAAACAAGUCAAGCACUUCCUCUUGCAGAAAAUAGCGACACUUAAGGCAUGGUCUAUUCUGAAAGACACCCUCGAGAAUGCAUACAAGGAUACCUUUCCCGAAUGCUAUAAGAUAGCGGAUCUGGGUUGCUCUUCAGGGCCGAAUACAUUCUUGGUAAUCUCUAAAAUUAUCAACACAGUUCAAAGUUUGUCCCAGCAAAAUCAAGGGCAAGAGUUUCAAAUCUUUCUGAAUGAUCUUCCAAAGAAUGACUUCAACACACUUUUCGACUCGUUGCCAGCAUUCUACGACAAGAUUAACGGGAGAAUGACGGCAAUUUAG